Messenger RNA from Kwoniella mangroviensis CBS 8507, 2295 nucleotides. RefSeq lists its product as uncharacterized. Gene Ontology annotation, cellular component: plasma membrane. Gene Ontology annotation, biological process: copper ion import; intracellular iron ion homeostasis; iron ion transport. The record is from RefSeq and is a predicted model, not a curated record. The coding region runs from base 1 to 2295 and encodes 764 amino acids. The transcript has 9 exons. Gene Ontology annotation, molecular function: ferric-chelate reductase activity. NCBI's taxonomy places the organism in Eukaryota, Fungi, Basidiomycota, Tremellomycetes, Tremellales, Cryptococcaceae.
AUGAACCCCGCUUCCAACUGUGUUGAAGGUAUCAACGAUGCUCUAACCGAAGUUACAUUUGGCGAUAUCGACCCUGACGCCGUUUACUACACCGGACUUUGCAAUUCUGUAUAUCACACGACGAGUUUAGCUUUGUCCACUAUGAAAUGGUGUACCACGCAAAAGCAAAAGGAUAAAGGAUGGAAAUUGAUGAAUCACUAUUGCGAGGAAUAUGGUAGUGUUUCUCUACCCUCGUGGGAGGAACUGUCGUCCAAAGUGAACCAAUCGAAUCUUAUUGAAGAUGUUAACACAGUCGAUCCGACCAUCAUUGGGACGGUAUUCAACAGUACAAUUGUUUUAAGUGAAGAAGCUUGGUGGGCCGGACAGCACACUGAUGAUGUUUGGACUACUGAAGAGGGUUAUCACCACGGAUUCGGAUGGGGAUUAUACAUUCUAGUUGGUUUAGCCAUUCUCUUCGGCACGUUGAACCGACUGUUCGCAGUGUUCGUUCGAUCAUACAGCGCUUCAGACUCAUCGCCUCAAGAGGUUCCUCCUUUCUCUCAUAAAAGCCGAUGGUACACAAUGUACCGAAAGCACAUCGAGGUACCAGCUUUAUUUGGGUACAAACAUUCCCAAGCUUCUGCUUGGGGGUUCCUGAGCAUACCUACCAGGAUACAAGGUCUGUUUAUAUUCGGAUAUGUGGCUCUGAAUGUCAUCUUCACUUCAAUCGGAUACCAUACUUUUUACGAAAAUGUGUACUGGUAUGGUCAAAAAGAUACACAGAUCAUACGGUACCUGAGUGAUAGGACUGGUAUAAUGUGUUUCUACAAUCUGCCUCUUCUGUGGUGUUUGGCAGGAAGAAAUGACGUGAUACUUUGGAUGACCGGCUGGUCUUACAGUACGCUGAAUCUGUUCCAUCGAUGGGUAGCUAGAAUUGCUGUUCUUCAAGCUAUCGUCCAUUCUGCUGGCUAUACUUGGCUGGAAAGGGGAUACAUAGCUGUCGAGAUGAAAGAACAAUACUGGUGGACCGGAGUAAUCGCAACGAUAGUCAUGUCUUUGCUUAUCCCAUUCUCCGUCCGACCAUUCCGAGAGAAAUUCUACGAACUCUUCUUACUGAUUCAUAUCGUUCUGGCCUUGGUAACCCUGGUCACUUGUUGGUAUCAUGUGAAAAUUUGGGAUGGAGCUUAUGAUCCUUGGAAAUGGGCCAGUGUGGCUGUCUGGGCAAUGGACAGAGUAAUCCGGGUCAUUCGUGUGAUCGUCCUAACCUACAAAGCAUUAUCCAAAUCCGGUAUCAACACGAAAGCCACUAUUCCUUGGUCCUCUUCCGAUCAGAAAGGGUUAAUUAGACUGACCAUCACCACAUCAAUCAAGAUCAUUCCUCAACCGGGUCAAUACUACUUUAUCUAUACUCCCUAUUCACUCAAACCAUGGGAAAAUCAUCCUUUCACUCUUGCUUCUUGGACCGUCAACGCAAACGAUACUACCUUAAACUUCCUUGUGGCACCUCUCAAGGGAGCUACCAAACGAUGGCAGAAGAAGAUUCUCAAAAAUCAAGAAAGACAAAUCGACAUGAGAUUAUUGUUAGAAGGACCUUAUGGACAUACCAACCCUGUCGAACAAUAUGAUAAAGUUUUGUUUUUGGUAGGAGGAUCAGGUAUAACGUCAAUCUUACCAUACUUGUAUAAAUUGAAAUUGAUCUCAAUCCAAGUGCCCGAACCGACAAUUAGGGAAAUAAGGGUAAUUUGGAUAGUGAAAGAUCAAAAUUAUGCGAAAGACGUUUUGGAUAAUGAAUUGAGAGAAUACGUAGAUAUGGGAGCAUGUGGAGAUAUACCCACCAAAGUGGAUCUGUACGUAACCAGGGGAGGAGCGAAUGGUCAACAGGACUUGGUAGGAUCACUGGGAUACGAUACCACCGAAUCGAGCCCUACCUCAGCAUCGAGUUCACCCGGGAUCACGUCAACGCCAAUGAUCGAAAAAAUCGAAUCUCAAAAUAUCAAUGAGCCCAGUACAGACGCUAAUAAUGAUGGUGAAUUAUCGACUUCGAAUUCCGACAUGGAACUUGGAUCUUCAGCUUCUAAAGAGAAGAUCACCAAGUCUGUUGGUCUCACCAUCCAUCAAGGUAAACCGAUCGUCAAAGACCUAGUACACCAAUCUGUAAAUGGUCUAGUAGGAAGCGAGAGAUUAGCCGUAUCGGCUUGUGGACCUUCCAAGCUGAUGGAUGAUGCGCGUGCAAGUGUAUGUGAGAUUUAUGGGAAUGGUGAAAACCAAGUUGAUGGUAAAAGGAUCGGAUAUUUCGAAGAGUCUUUCUGUUGGUAA